UUUCCGGUGGUGGUCGAUGUAAUCCCGUUUUUAUUACGCAAUCAUCAUUCAUCCAUCAAAUUCAGACUCCUAUUGAUGAAAUUAGGAGUCUCUCUAUCUUCUAUUGACAUAUAUCAGAGCUGUUAAUGUUGUUGAAAGGCUUCAUUUCUUCCACUGAUUGGUUUUGGUUGGUCCAUCGUCUCUUUCCUUUUGCUUUCUUUCAGCCUCUGCGGCGGAUGGGGAUCCCACACCCAACCGCCAAUAGAGAAAUUCCAGACCUUAAAUUUCUGAAAUCAACGGCUCAUUCCAUUGUAUCACGUGAAUCAUGAUUGAUGUAUUUGAUCUGUUAAAAAAGGUUCUUCCAUUACUUUUAUGUUUCAGCUACCUGUAUCUGCAAGCCAUACGAGAAGAAAGAGAGAGUUUCAUUGAUAAACUGUCUAAUCCCACCUAAUUAAAUACCACUUGGAUAAAACAAAUGCAAAGAUGGGUAUACCAUCAAUUGUCUCAAACCUCCCACUAUCAUAUCAUAUGGAUGGAGAAAUAUAGAAAGAAACUUAAGGGCAGGCCAAGAAUGUCGGCUUUUCAACUUAAUAAUUACUUUCAACUUCCAACCUUUAUACUUUUCCAAUGUGGAGUUAUGAGUUAUGACCCUACAAUUACAUAACUUAGGCUUCACUCCUACUCAAGAAGACAACCAAAUAAGAAUAACCCAGAAUGUCUCAUCAUUCAGUUGCAGCAGAGAAGAACUUGCCUUGUCUCUGGUGGAACAAUUUUCCUUUUUUCUCAAUAUCAUCAUCUUCCUGUAUAUGGGCACAAUAAAAGCUCUUCAAUGGAGGUUACCUCUCCCCGUUGUUGUUCUUCUGAUCUGCACUUUUGCUGUUAUGGUUCUUCUGUACAAUGAAAGAAUCAGUCUUGCUUCUGGCGCUAUUUUCACGUUCAAAUCUUGUUCCAAGAGAAUUACAGCUGCAGUAAGAGAUGGUGAGACUACUGAAGAUGAUAUCGUGAACCCGGAAAUAGAUGACAGGUUUGAAUUUGACCCUAAUGAAUGCAGCAUUGCUCAUGGGAAAUGGGUGUUCAAUAGUACAUUCAAGCCAUUAUAUUCGGACACCACAUGCCCAUAUAUCGAUAGGCAAUUCUCUUGUGUUAUAAAUGGAAGACCAGAUUCAGAUUAUCGCCACUGGGAAUGGCAACCUGAUGACUGUAUCUUGCCCAGGUUUAGUCCAAAGCAUGCACUAGAGAAACUCCGAGGGAAGAGGCUAAUGUUUGUGGGUGAUUCUCUGCAAAGAAAUCAGUGGGAGUCAUUUGUCUGUCUUGUUCAAUCCAUCAUCCCAGAUGACCUGAAGUCCAUGAAACGAGGCCGCACUCAUUCUGUCUUCACGGCAAAGGAAUACAAUGCCACGGUCGAGUUCUACUGGGCGCCAUUCUUAAUAGUGUCAAAUUCAGACAACCCCAUUAUAGUAGAUCCAAAGAAGAGGAUAUUAAAGGUGGAUUCAGUUGAGAAGCAUGCUAAGUAUUGGGUAGGCGUGGAUAUUCUUGCAUUUAAUACAUAUGUUUGGUGGAUGAGCAGCCUCAGGGUGAGAGCAUUAUGGGGUUCAUUUGCUAAUGGCGACGACGGAACUGAAGAAUUGGACACAAUGGUUGGUUAUAAAAUAGGAUUAAAGACUUGGGCAAAUUGGGUUGACUCAAAUAUCAACCCAAACAAGACUCGUGUGUUCUUCACCACCAUGUCACCUACGCACACGAGAAGCGAGGAUUGGAACAGGAAAAACGGGACUAAAUGUUUUAACGAGACUAGGCCAAUUACGAAGAAAGGGCAUUGGGGAACAGGUUCUAAUAAGGACAUGAUGAGUGUAGUGACAGGCAUAGUGGAGAAGAUGAAAGUGCCCAUCACUAUGAUCAACAUAACACAACUAUCGGAGUACAGAAUCGACGCUCAUUCAUCGCUCUACGGUGAGUUGGGAGGUAAGUUGUUGACGGAGGAGCAGAAAGCCGAUCCACUUCACUAUGCAGACUGCAUUCACUGGUGCUUACCUGGUGUUCCUGAUACUUGGAAUCAAAUACUUUUAGCACACUUGUAAAAAGAAGAAAUGAGAACAACAAACAACAAAGAAAUGAAGUUUGAGCUCUAAAUGUAUAUGCAUUAUUAUUACUGCAAGAUGUCAAAUUUCAUUACAUCUAGUUUUUGCUAAAUUGUAUUCCAAGAG
Impatiens glandulifera is the source of this 2183-nucleotide messenger RNA. RefSeq names its product protein trichome birefringence-like 3. Gene Ontology annotation, cellular component: Golgi apparatus. Gene Ontology annotation, molecular function: O-acetyltransferase activity. The coding region runs from base 624 to 2057 and encodes 477 amino acids. NCBI's taxonomy places the organism in Eukaryota, Viridiplantae, Streptophyta, Magnoliopsida, Ericales, Balsaminaceae. The record is from RefSeq and is a predicted model, not a curated record. The transcript has 6 exons.